Fomitopsis serialis is the source of this 1068-nucleotide messenger RNA. RefSeq lists its product as uncharacterized. Bases 1 to 1068 code for a protein of 355 amino acids. Lineage: Eukaryota; Fungi; Basidiomycota; Agaricomycetes; Polyporales; Fomitopsidaceae. The record is from RefSeq and is a predicted model, not a curated record. The transcript is spliced from 2 exons.
AUGUUCCUGCGCCUAUUCACCAUUGUCUCUCAGGCACUUGUUCUUUCGCAAGCCUUCCUCUGGUUUGGAACGUUCCUCUGGGCGCACAUGCGGAGCUUCUGCUCAUAUCCCGUGGUGGCUUCGACGUUCCGCUCCUGCGACACUAUCAACUCGAAUUUGACCGUCUGGGCUGCGCUCCCACUACUCCUGGGCGCGCAGACUACUGGUCUGGAACAGGUCAUUAAUCACACCGAUGCCCACAUCGACAUCAUCAUGGAUCUUACAGAGACACGCAUUGCAUCUCUCGACCUGUCCAUCCUCGUACAGUUCAGCACUCUGGAAUACCGCGAUCAAAUUGCCAUGCACAUCAACAAGGUUGCCGACGAUGCGCUCGAUUUGAACCGCGCAUUGCAGAUCCUCUCUGCCAAGGUUGGCGCCGGAUUUGAUCGGAUUGUGUCUACGAAUGACCAUCUCUACCGCGUCUUGCGCGCUUCCUCAGCGACGGCCCAGCCUGCGUCAGACUCUGUCCGGUGCCAGGUCGGCCCGCUGUUUCAAGGUCUCGAUAUCCGCGGCUGCCUACCACACACUUCCUACCCCGACAUCUCUCACGCCUACGACCGCGCCCUCCAGACCUAUGAGACUGUGCUUCGCGAGCUCAUCCAGACCAGCAUUUCCUCCCUGACGAAGGCAACCGCCUUCGACGCCGACCUCGUCGCAGUGAUGAGCAUCAUAGGCGGAGAAAAGCUGGAGAUUGACAUUACCAAGAAACAGCUGGGGAGGCUGUGGACCUUGUUGGGCGGAAACAACUAUCAAUUGACCCGCUUGGCUCGUAACGAGCAAGUCCUCGAUCGCGUCGGAGAAUACAGCGCUCGAUCUCUUCGCUACGUUCGCUCAAUUCAGGAUACCCUGGAAAACAUGCAAAGACAGCUGGAGGAGCUGCGGCUUGUGGCUUCCGGGGCUCUCAUUUCCGAUGUAGCGCCUCCCGAAGUCGUUUUGGAGAUGCUGGCCAGAGGGUUGGAGAGGUUGGGAAAUGCAAGAGCGGCUGUCGGUGGGGGGCGCAUCCAGCGGGGGUCGCUCGAGGGGCUCUAA